GAUACUUCUUCGAGACAAUCGGCUCAGCUGCUUGCUCAAAAUUGGUUGGAUAGAAACUACGAGUUAGGCCAUUUGAGUCCAUAUGACUAUCAUACUCGAAUUCGGGAGUUAAAACAGGCAGUUCGCUUCGGCAUUGAUUCUGCUUCCUCUUGCACUGAUGGUAAGUUCACUUUGUGUGGAUUAGCUGAUAUUGGCUGGAAUUCGGGUGAAAAUGCUUAUUAUUUUUAUAGAGAUAUAUUUAGCCUACGUAAUUCCCGUUUAUAG
Molecule: messenger RNA, 264 nt
Organism: Protopolystoma xenopodis
Lineage: Eukaryota; Metazoa; Platyhelminthes; Monogenea; Polystomatidea; Polystomatidae
Source: the annotation of a GenBank genome assembly